AUCACAUUCCAACUCAUCAUCUCUGCUUCACUCUUUUGAUUCCUUCCUUUAAUUUUUGCGAUCAUGGAGUUUCCACCUCCUAACAGCUCCGGAACUGUUCUUCCUCCGAAGAGAGGCCGAAUCAAGAUCAUGAUCGCUCGCGAUCUACUCCGAUCUACGACUUCGAUCCGAUCUUCUCCGAGGAGAAGCCGAAUCAAGAUCAUGAUCGCUCGCGAUCUGGUCAAAUCGGCGACUUCAAUCACCUCGCAAAGGAAACAGAGCAACUACAACGGAGACAGCAAGAGAGGAGGCUGAGCAGAAGCUGAUCUCCUUGCCGUAUUCAUCUUCCACGACUAUCCCUUUCCCUGAGAGGAUCGGAUCGGACCGAAUCGUCAAAUUCAGCUGUAAAUUUUGUAUAAUACAAAUAUGAAACAGAACAUACCGGUUAAUCUCUGGCUCUGUAAAUUAUAAACCGGACCGAAUCGUUAGAUUUUAAUUCUUGUGAAGAAUCAAUCAAGAUGUGUUGUAUAAAGUUUGGGCUGGUACGAAUGUAUCUUUGUAAAACAAAACUAAAUGUAAAUGUGAUUUGUUUAUAGAAAAAGUCUACCUGUUAUUAAAUUUUA
This is a messenger RNA of Eutrema salsugineum, 602 nucleotides long. RefSeq lists its product as uncharacterized. Lineage: Eukaryota; Viridiplantae; Streptophyta; Magnoliopsida; Brassicales; Brassicaceae. The transcript has a single exon. The record is from RefSeq and is a predicted model, not a curated record. Bases 64 to 294 code for a protein of 76 amino acids.